Messenger RNA from Acaulospora morrowiae, 1509 nucleotides. Lineage: Eukaryota; Fungi; Glomeromycota; Glomeromycetes; Diversisporales; Acaulosporaceae. The record is from the annotation of a GenBank genome assembly.
AUGGAGGCCAUAGACGCCAAUGAAUAUUUGAUACAAUUCCUAGGGAGCAUCGAUAAUCUUCCAUCGGAAAUUCAUUAUCACUUUACAGAACUCACGAAUAAGGAUCAAGAAAUUGAAAAGAUAACAGACCGAAUUGAGCGUCGCAAGAAGAGGUUAUGGUGUCUAUACGAUGGGGUUCCUUUCGAAGACGAAGAUAGCGAUUGCUCGGUUGUCGAAAACAAGCGACGUCGUGUUGCCCGCGUUAUAACGGAGUUCGAGGAUGAAGAAGUUCUCAAAGAUAAGAUAAUCAAAGAUUACGUGAGAGCAUCACAACUACAAGAUGAGAAAAUCGAGAUUGCAGACAAAGCCCUUGUACUAGUGGAAAGACACAUCAAACGUCUUGACGAGGAUUUCAGCAGUCUAUUUCCGCAUUAUAAUCUUCGCGAGUGUAUCAACGAGUCUUUUAACUCGGCAUCUUCCAGUCCCAGCAGAAUAGAAUCGAUGAGUGCGGCGACAACGAUUCAGACGAUAACAGAUUUCAAUGGCACUCCAGUCACGACCAGAGCAACAGUGCAUCAACCAUCCACAGCGUUAACGUUAGCUUCAACAUCGACAUUCCCUAACACAACACCUUUUGACUACAACAACGGAUUAUAUUAUCCGUCAGGUGCAGAUACUACCGAAGAAGGCCAAUUCUGUAAGCCAUCCGAAUGUUUGAGAAAUUUUGAGAUUCCAUUGCCUUUAUUACCAAAUCCAUCAAGUUCUUCAGCAACCCGCUGCAAUAAAGACUCUACAGCGUCAGGACGACGACAAUCAUCAAUAGCAACUGUAGCUAAUAACGGGCGACGUCGGAAACAAAGUCACACACCGACAUAUGUGCCGAACGUAGAUUCAUCAACACCAGUCGGCAACAAUGCCCCCUCCUCCAGAAGUAUCAAAUUACGAUUGCUUUCUGGUGACGAGCACAUAAACACGGGAUCAUCAAUCGUUGACCAAGACGCAGGCGAAAUUGAUAAUUCUAGUAUUCUGGAUUCCGAGACUAUGAAUGAAUAUGAUAAUACGCUUGUGGCGGAAAACAGCUCUUAUGAGUCGGGUUACGUUCAGCCCAUUGAUCCAAACGAACCGGUAUACUGUGUUUGUAGACAAGUUAGUUUUGGAGAAAUGAUUGGUUGUGAUGGAGAGAAUUGUCCAUUUGAAUGGUAUCAUCUUGAUUGCGUCGGACUGAAGGCCGUGCCGGAAGGCCGGUGGUUUUGUGAUCAUUGCACUGGUGCCAAUCAGAUGAAAAAGAGAAAAAGAGGACGACCAGCUGGAUCAAAAAAUAUGAGCCCAAAUCCACACGAAUCCGCACUUACCCCCAACAUACAAACACCUCCACAAACACAAUCGCAUACAUAUUAUCAAACCACGCAUGUAACCACCAAUCCGCAACAAAAUGGGACAAAAUCCACAUCACGGAGGAAAAAUACACCACCACUUUCUAAUAAGGCAUCCCCGCUCCCCAGUAAAUCCCCCAGAUCGUCAAAAUACUGA